Echinostoma caproni is the source of this 1191-nucleotide messenger RNA. The record is from the annotation of a GenBank genome assembly. Lineage: Eukaryota; Metazoa; Platyhelminthes; Trematoda; Plagiorchiida; Echinostomatidae.
AUGGGAGUAUUUCGUGAGGUGCAAGGUUACGACCGAUCCAUUCCUGGCUAUCAACGCUAUCGAAUUAUCGGAGAUGUGGGACGUGGGGAACACACAUUACAAAUUAUGGACGUACAACUGGAAGAUGCCGGAGAAUACGAGUGUCAGGUGACGCCGGUACCAGCAAACAAUCAUCCAUUACUACGUCGCAAAACAGAGCUGAUUGUGCUGAUCAAACCGUCCGUGCCAAGUAUUUUGUAUCCAGAUGUCCCUCCGCCUGACAAACAAUUGAUCAUCUCAAAACCCGACCCGAUACUUCGUAUCACUGUGUUGUGCGUUGCCGUGGGUGGCAGUCCACCGCCGAAUUUCUCCUGGAUCCUGAACAAUCAGGAGAUACCACAAUUGAAAACAACACCGUCUCCACGUCGAACGGCGCAUAUACAAAAUCCUUGGAUCAAACUGGAUCCGGUCAUAGAAACACAGUCGGAAACCGGUCAAUCUCGACUCACUUUGUUGAAAUCGGGUCUGAAAGAUGGCGAUCAGCUGAUGUGCAGUGUGACAAAUGCCGCAACUCAGCUGCAUCACGAUCCACAUCAACGCAAUCUCACAACCCACGUCACAAUUCGAGUGCACACUCCACCUGGACCACCGCGAAUAAUCAGCCCGGAAACGGAUCACGUUUACUUGGAAGGAGAAGAACUGAAAGCCAUCUGUGUGGCAUCCCCACCGGGCAAUCCACUGGGUGGAUUAUUUUGGCGCUGGCUUCUACAUCCAAUCCAAGUGGACGAUCCCAGUAUAGGCCAAGUGAGUGGAAUCGGGGGACGAGGUGGUGCCCGACUAAGUGAUUACAGUUCCGUGGAAGCCUACUUGCACACACUGGAUGCGGCUGGAUCACCAAGCGGUAUGGUUGGCGAGAAGACAGCCACCACCACCGGAACAUAUCACACGCUGGCUCCGAUAUCGGAAGAUGUACAACCGCUGCAUUACACACUGAAUAAAGAUAAAGAUCAAUUGGUUAACACCCUGGUGAUUCCCCGCAUCACUCGUCGAUAUCAUGCGGCCAACCAAACAACAACUGCUGCUACUGCUGCUGCUGGUGGUGGCGGUGGCGGCGGCUACGUGAGCCUGAGUCUGUGGCACACACACACACUAAACUCAGAAACUUGCAUAUGUGUCGGUUACGUUCUGAAUGUGGCUGAAGAAAUGUCCUAA